UAAUAGAAUUUGUUUUUAUUUUUCGAUUUCUAAAAAAUUUGGAAAAGGAAAGACAAAACGAAUUUGGUUUUGUGAACUUCAUUUAAGUAAAACUUAAAAAAAUGACUGAACGAUUUUUAAAUUGGUGUAUAUCAAGAAGAGGACGUAAGGCUGCUUCUUUUAUGGCGGCUGGAUUAAUUGGAGGUGUUGCAUUUGCUCAUAUGGCACCUCACACUAUAUUAAUUGAGUAUUAUGUAGAUUUUCUUCAUCAUUAUAGAAAAGGCUUUGCUGUACCUCUUAGCGCUGAAACCAAAGAAAAAUUUCAGAAAGUAUUGGAUAUAUUGGAAGUAAAUCCAGAAAGAAGGCCAUUCUAUCAACCUUUCAACAUAGUUGGUUUUCAUGUUGGUGGGAUAGGCUCAUCAUUUGGUAAAUGGGGUAUUCGAAUUGGAAUUCCUGCUAAUUUUUCCUAUAAAACAGAAACAGAUGUUGAUAUAUCUCGAAUUACUUUAGGUGGAGAAAAAUUGGCCUCUUGGGAAACGGAAGCUGGAAAAAAGUUGUUGAAAUCACUCAUCAUUUCAGAAAAUGCUCAGAAUUUCGCGAUAGCUAGAGAAAUUAAAAUGAGGGAAACUCCAAAACUGAUGAUCGAUACAUUUUUUGCAACAACCUGUUCCUUUGCUACUUAUGCCCUUUCACGUUCGAUCAACACAACUUAUAACUUAUAUGCUAAACCUUUAGUAGUUCGGUUAAUUAUGUAUUCUUUAGUAACUUGUUUUACACUAGGUAAUUAUUUCUUUGUGAAAGACUAUAGUCAGGUGCAUUAUGAACAAAUAAUUGAUAAAGAAUUAAAAGAAAAAUCCCCUGAAUUAGCUGAAGGGGGCAAGGAAUAUUAUACAAAAUUAUUACUGAGAAAUAUUUGUCUGAGAUCCAUUUUAGGAAAAGAAGGUGAAAGAUUGUAUAGUCCAUUAGGAAAUGAGAAUAGUUUCAUAAGAAUGAAAACGUUACCCUUAAUGCAAAGGAGAGAGUUUUUUGAAUAAAUUAAUAUAUGUGUUAUAGUACA
Molecule: messenger RNA, 1036 nt
Organism: Coccinella septempunctata (seven-spotted ladybird)
Lineage: Eukaryota; Metazoa; Arthropoda; Insecta; Coleoptera; Coccinellidae
Product: transmembrane protein 177
Exons: 4
Coding region: 102-1013 (303 amino acids)
Source: RefSeq, a predicted model, not a curated record